AUGCUUUUUCUUAUUCUCAGUCUCUUUUGCACCUACACUCAUGCACUUACCAAGUUCGAUACAAACUGCACCCUUCCCGCGGAGACAGUGAAUUAUGUUUCCGCCCCGAAUACGCGCGGUACCCUCACUAUUCUCUGGGCCAGCAUGUUCAUGAUUCUCUCCUGCACCUGGACGGUCCAGCACCCGGACGUUCCCCAACCGCGGGAAGUCUUCGGGCCUGGGCGCAAGGGCAGUAUCGAAUACUGGGGACACAAGUACGGCAGUCAGAUGUUAUGGUUCGUGAUUACGAUUCUGGCGCCCGAGGUGCUUCUCGCAAAAUAUGGGUAUGCUCUUUCGCAAGGGAAGCGUGACCUCGACGACCUGCAAGAUUUCGCCCGAGGUGACGGAGUGGAGUGGACAAUCGCUCAUUCUCUCUUUGCUAACAUGGGAGGCUUUGUGAUGAGGCCGGAUUCGGCAUCACCUGGACGAAGACCACUCGGAACGCGUCUCGGACGGCCACACGAAUUUCAGGAAAUACUACGUGUAUUGAACACCAUUGAGGAUGACCCUCCUUGUUCCCCCUCAGCUUCUCGAAGAGGUGUCAGCAUGCAGACCUUAACAUCAUCAUCAUCGAACAUUGAUUUCAGCUAUACGCCUGUGUUCCCUCCGGGCCGAAAUGCUACCGCACAACUGGGUUACCGUUACUCCCUCAAGUCCAGGGACAUCUUGCGGCUUCGGAAAGCGGGGCUCCUCUCUCAACUGCCGGAUAUUACCAAAGAGGAGCUAGAAGACCGAUCGAAAGCAGACUGGAUGUUACGAUCGAUCACGGUCUUGCAGAUUGUGUGGAUGGGUUUCCAGACGUCUGUGCGGCUUCAAGCGAGCCUCGAAGUGACCCAUUUGGAAGUCUCUGCAUUGGCUUUUGCCUUGUGUGCCAUCUGGAUUUGCGUGCUCACCUGGAACAUGCCAAAGAAGGUCCGGGUUCCCAUUACAAUCAUGGAGUUUACAGGCGGGGUUCCUCGCAGUCAGCCUGGAAUCCACUGCACCGUCUUCACACUCCCCGACAAGUCAUAA
Messenger RNA from Aspergillus japonicus CBS 114.51, 1050 nucleotides. RefSeq lists its product as uncharacterized. Bases 1 to 1050 code for a protein of 349 amino acids. Lineage: Eukaryota; Fungi; Ascomycota; Eurotiomycetes; Eurotiales; Aspergillaceae. The record is from RefSeq and is a predicted model, not a curated record. The transcript has 2 exons.